CUUCCUCUCACCCUCCUGGGCCUGAAAAGGUGGUGUGGAGAGCAGGCCUGGGGGCCCAGGACACUUGGGCCAGGCAGGACACGCGAGGGCAGACUGUCAGAACUGCCUUCCCUCCAGUGCCCCAGUCUGGGGUGGGGGUGGCGCGAAGCCCGGCAGGCGGUCUGUAAAAAGAGGAACAAAGCAGGGUGAGGAGAGGAGGAGCAGGAGGGGGCCCUGGGUCACGAGGCCGCAGACUGCCGGAAAGGGCUCUCCUCCACCCCCAUCAGCGCGGACACUUGGGCAGGGGGUGUUCAAAGCCGGAGGUGAAACCCAAGCGCGAUACUGGAGGCUGCUGCUUCCCUGCCUCAGUUUCCCCCUCUGCGUGCAUCCGGGUACCUCACUCCCAGCGGCGCGCUGGGUCGGGGUCCUCAGAGACCCUGGGCCACUCCAGUGCCUGGGAGGACGUUAAGGUGAGGCCCUGAGGGGUGACGGCCCUGUCCGUCGCCGGCCGGGGGCGGGGCCGUGAGGCCCCGGCUCGGAGCUCCCCGCCCGCCGGUUUCCUCCGGGGUCAGCCCGGCUCCUUAUCAGGCGCGGCCAGUCGGCCAGGGCCUUAUCUGUGCCGGCCCGGCAUCCUCCGGCGCGGCCCGGGGGUGAGAGGGAGGAAACUGGGCCGCCGGGGGCGGGGAGAGGGCGGGCCGGCCAGGAGCAGCUCACUUUCCCUCGAGGGAUCCACGCCGCCGUCGCGGGGGCCCUAGCGAGCCCGGGAAGAGGCGCGGCCCGACGUCGCUGCCGGGAGGGGGCGGCAAGCUCCCAGCGGCCCAGAGCGCUGAGGCCGGACCGGAUCAGGGCCACGGAGCCUGGCCUGCAGCCGAACCCGCAUCCUGGCCCUGCAGGACAGAGCCGGGGCUCUCACCAGGCAGCAGGACCAGCGCCGGGGUAAGAGUGGAGUCCGCCUGAAGGUGAGCACCCCUUCGGGGUCCAUGUGCCCUCCCCAGGCCCAGACAGAGGUGGGCCCCACCAUGACUGAGAAGGCGGAAAUGGUGUGUGCCCCCAGCCCAGCGCCCGCUCCGCCCCCCAAGCCUGCCUCACCUGGGCCCCCAAAGGUGAAGGAGGUUGGCCACCGAGGCUCCUCGCCCCCCAGGCUGCCCCCUGGCGUGCCAGUGAUCAGCCUGGGCCACACCAGGCCUCCCGCGGCAACCAUGGCCACCACAGAGCUGAGCACCCUGCGGCCCCCGCUGCUGCAACUCUCUACCCUGGGAACUGUCCCGCCCCCCCUGGCCCUGCAUUACCACCCUCACCCCUUUCUCAACAGCCUCUACAUUGGGCCGGCAGGACCUUUUGGCAUCUUCCCCAGCAGCCGGCUGAAGCGGAGACCUAGCCACUGUGAGCUGGAGCUGGCCGAGGGGCACCAGCCCCAGAAGGUGGCCCGGCGUGUGUUCACCAACAGCCGGGAGCGCUGGCGGCAGCAGAACGUGAACGGCGCCUUCGCAGAGCUCAGGAAGCUGCUGCCAACGCACCCGCCCGACCGGAAGCUGAGCAAGAACGAGGUGCUCCGCCUGGCCAUGAAAUACAUCGGCUUCCUGGUGCGGCUGCUGCGCGACCAGGCGGCCGCUCUGGCCGCAGGCCCCGCCCCGCCCGGGCCCCGCAGACGGCCAGGGCCAGCGCACCGGGGCCCGAACGACAGCGCCCGCCGCGGGCCGUGUCGCAGGGCCGAAUCAGUGAUGCGCUCGCAGCCCGCGCCCCCGGCCGGCCCCGACGGCAGCCCCGAUGGGGCGGCCCGGCCCAUCAAGACGGAACGAGCGGCCGUGAGCCCUGAGUGUCGAGGUGUUUUUUUUUUUAAACUCUAAAAUGUGAACGUUUCCUUCAGCCCUCCCACCGAAACCGAGAACGAACGACGAAACAAAUAAAAACCCCAGAUCAUCCUCGUCAACGCAGGAAAACGACUUAAAAAAAAAAAAAAAACUUAAAACGAACAAAAAAAAAAAAAAAAAAAAAGGAAAAAACACUCAGCUUUCGUUAUCCCCGCGCAGGGCGGGGCGGGCCCAGUUCUUUUAGCGUCCCCAGAGCCGCGAGGACAUUACAACAAAAAUAGAAUUUUUCUUAACAAUCUCUUAACAUACAAAGAUAGGAAAACUCUCUGAUGCAUUGCACUUGGUUCAAUGAAAAAAAAAAAAGUUCAUUUCCCCCAUA
Felis catus (domestic cat) is the source of this 2169-nucleotide messenger RNA. It is a transcript of the gene LYL1, whose product is annotated as LYL1 basic helix-loop-helix family member. The coding region runs from base 960 to 1826 and encodes 288 amino acids. Gene Ontology annotation, biological process: regulation of transcription by RNA polymerase II. The record is from RefSeq and is a predicted model, not a curated record. Gene Ontology annotation, molecular function: DNA-binding transcription factor activity, RNA polymerase II-specific; protein dimerization activity; RNA polymerase II cis-regulatory region sequence-specific DNA binding. NCBI's taxonomy places the organism in Eukaryota, Metazoa, Chordata, Mammalia, Carnivora, Felidae. The transcript has 5 exons.